This is a messenger RNA of Oncorhynchus mykiss (rainbow trout), 1303 nucleotides long. Its product is annotated as unconventional myosin-XVIIIa. NCBI's taxonomy places the organism in Eukaryota, Metazoa, Chordata, Actinopteri, Salmoniformes, Salmonidae. The record is from RefSeq and is a predicted model, not a curated record.
UCCCUCCCUGUCUCUCCCUCCCUCCCUCUCUUUGUCUCUUCCCUCCCUCUUUUUGUCUCUUCCCCCCUCUCGCUACCUACUCUCCUUGUCUCUCCCCAUUCUUUCUCUCUCUCCCCUCCCCAGGUUUUCAUUAAACGAGGUAUGUUAAAGUACUUGGGAGCAGCAGCGAGACAAGCUGGUCAGUGAUUGGCUGGUUCAGCUACAGGCUGCCUGUAUGGGACACCUGGCUAGACAACAAGGCCGCAAAAUGAAGGCGUCUGACCGAUGACCUCUAACCCCUGACUGCUAACCCAGGUGAAACAUGUUGUAAUGUGUUCGGUUAGGUAGGCGCUGGUGUAACACACACACAUUCAGUGACUCUGGCAUGACGGUAUCACCCGAUAAUGUGUCUUCCUAUAAUUGUGGUUAGGUACAGUAGGUAGGAUGCCGGUAUCUCUGUCUGUCCCCAUACAGGUGCAGCAGAUUGCUGUGAGGUGUUUCCAGAGUAACAUCCGUACUCUGAGAUGCGUGGCCAAGUGGAUCUGGUGGAAACUGCUGUGUAGAGUACGCCCCCUACUGGAUGUUAACAUGGACGACCAGAGACUCAGAGCCAGGGAGGAUGAGAUCAUGGCUCUGAGACGCCGGCUGAAGAAGUCUGAGAGGGAGAGGAACGAGCUGAGCCAGACCACUGACAUCCCUGAGACCAAGGCUCAUCUGGACCAGUGUAAGGUCACCAGGGGGGCGCUGGAGAAACAGUUGGAGGAGGAGAAACAGAAAGUCUAGAGCAGAGAGUUCCGGACGGACAAGCUGUGUUAACUACUAUAGGUCAAACUCGCACACACCGAACGGAAGAUUUGACUGCACUGGAUGUUAGCUGCUGAUCUGGGUUAUACUUCAUGAUGCAUCGGUGAGUGUGCAGAAUAAAUGCCAGAAUGCGAGUUUUGACACAGAAAAGGCAACGCAGGUUAUUAUAGUUGUGUGAUUUUAUAUUUGUUUUCAUUUGAAAUUCAGUUUUGUUUCAGAUUUGAUUUCAAAUCAAAUUUUGUUAGUCACAUGCGCCAAAUACAACAGGUGUAGUAGACCUUACAGUGAAAUGCUGGCUUACGAGCCCCUAACCAACAAUGCAGUUAAAAAAAAAUAAGAGAUAAAAGCUACAAGUAAUUAAAGAGCAGCAGUAAAAUAACAAUAGCGAGAUAUAUAUAUAUAUAUAUAUAUAUAUACAGGGGGUCACUGACACAGAAUCAAUCUUCGUUUUUUUGGUUUUUUUCAGUUUUUGAUUUGUUAAAAAAGUUUGAAAUAUCCAAUAAAAUGUCGUUCCACUUCA